AUCCACUUGUGUAUUCGCCCACAUGGCCGUGCCCCCCUCUUCUCUCUCCUCUCUCCAGCACUGCUGCUCCUAAACACCUCCCUUCAGUCUGAGCUGCGUCGCACUCCUCAGUCUGUCACACCAGGCUCCGAGAAAUCUGACGUGUUUUUCGCAUUUCCUGCACCAGAGACAGACGGAGACAGAGAGCAGUGUCUGGGGGUGGGGGGGGAGGCAGCCAGAGGUAUGUCCACGGGAAGUUAAGCUCAACAGCAACGGUGGAUGAAACCAGGCCCGUGCAGCGAGCAGCAGGAACCCCUAUUUACCUAUCUACCUACCCGCCUGAGUCUGCCCCUCCUCUCCGCUCCUGCUGCGGUUGUUACCAGCCACUGUCUGGUCGCAGCGGUCCGGCUCAAACAUCUCCCGAUGCGCCGCGGCGGCUUCCAGCAGGCAUCUGGAGCCUCCCACCCCACCACACGGUGCAAUGCAACACAGGCUAGUGCUUCCACGGUGCCAAGCUACAGCUAACGGAGUUUUUUAAUUCCUCGAAGGUAAAAAGCAUGACAGACCGACUCACAUCUGGGGCCUUUGCUCAUGUGUUUUUUGCUAACUCGCGGCUGUUGGUAGCUGUUCAUAUUUCUUCCGUGCACUUGUGAAGAAGGCUUCCCCGGGUUAACGGACGUUUCUCUGUUGCUGUAGUUAAUUUUUAGGGUAAAAUUUGUAGCAUAUUCGACAAUUAAACGUUUCAAAGCAAGACCAAACAGCAGUUCAGACCAAAACAUUUUAUAAACCUGGCGUGGCGUGUUUGACCUGGAGAGGACUGCGUUUUCUCCGUCAUAUUCAACUGGAAGGAAUACAGUAUCUGCCGAGGGGACCACCGGUUGAACAGAGCCGUUAUUCAAACCGUUAGAGCACGAGGAGUUACACUGUUUUGAAGUGGUUUUGGGAGAAAGGUGAGGUGGUUUCAGUGUUAACAAGUUACAGUUCAAAUACCAAGCGUUGGGGACCGUUUCACCGCCAUGGUGGUCUUCAACGGGCAGCUGAAGAUCAAGAUCUGCGAGGCUCUAAACCUCAAACCCACUGCCUGGUCCCUGCGUCACGCCGUCGGCCCCAAGACCCAGACCUUCCUCCUGGACACGUACAUUGCCCUGAACGUGGACGACUCGCGCGUGGGCCAGACCUCCACCAAGCAGAAGACCAACAGCCCCGCGUGGAACGAUGAGUUCACCACAGAGGUCCACGACGGCCGCAGGAUCGAGCUGUCCGUCUUCCACGACGCACCCAUCGGCUACGACGACUUCGUGGCCAACUGCAUCAUCCAGUUCGAGGACAUCCUGCACAACGACAGCAAGCACUUCGAGGACUGGAUUGACCUGGAGCCAGAGGGGAAGGUGUAUGUUGUUAUUGACCUAUUAGGAUCUUCCAGUGAAGUUGCAUCGGAUUCUACCGAGAAUGAGGAGCGCGUGUUUCGGCAACGGAUGCGUCCCAGGAAGCGCCAGGGUGCCGUCCGCCGGAGGGUCCACCAGGUCAACGGACAUAAGUUCAUGGCCACCUACCUGAGACAGCCCACAUACUGCUCCCACUGCAGGGACUUCAUCUGGGGUGUCUUAGGAAAGCAGGGCUACCAGUGUCAAGUGUGUACCUGUGUGGUCCAUAAGCGCUGCCAUGAGUUGAUCAUUACCAAGUGUGCAGGGAUGAAGAAGCAGGAGGACACAGUUGGGGAGCCAGUUGGAUCCCAGAGGUUCAGUGUCAAUGUGCCGCACAAGUUCAGUAUCCACAACUUUAAAGUUCUCACCUUCUGCGACCACUGUGGGUCUCUGCUGUGGGGUCUGCUGCGGCAGGGACUACAGUGCAAAGUGUGUAAAGUGAAUGUACACAGGCGCUGUGAGAGUAAUGUAGCUCCUAACUGUGGUGUGGAUGCCAGAGGAAUCGCUAAAGUCCUCUCUGACCUCGGAGUCACACCAGACAAGAUCUCCAACAGUGCCCAGAGACGGAAAAAGCUUCCUCAGUGUCAGGACCCCCAGCAGCAGAUAUCAGGGACGCCUCAGACAGAGGACGAUCACUCAAAGUCCGCCCCCACCUCCCCUUGUGACCAAGAUGUGAAGGAGCUGGAGAACAUCCGAAAGGCUCUGUCGUUUGACCACCGCGGAGAGGAGCACAAAACGCACCCCCUGUCUUCACCUUCCUCCGUUGCUACGGUAAUGGGGGACAGCCACGGAGGACCGGGCGGAGGAGGCGACGAAGGCAGCGUUGAAGUGCAGGGAGAAGGAAGCCGGGAGAAUGGAGAGGUCAAAGGUCACAGUGCUCCAGAGGUGAAGAGGAUGAACCUGCACGACUUUGUGUUCAUCAAAGUUCUGGGGAAAGGAAGUUUUGGAAAGGUGAUGCUGGCGGAGCUUAAAGGCAGCGACGAGGUCUACGCUGUCAAAGUGCUGAAGAAAGACGUCAUCCUGCAGGACGACGACGUGGACUGCACCCUGACCGAGAAACGGAUCCUGGCCCUGGCCAGGAAACAUCCCUACCUGACACAGCUCUUCUGCUGCUUCCAGACUAAAGACCGGUUGUUCUUUGUGAUGGAGUACGUUAACGGAGGCGACCUGAUGUUUCAGAUUCAACGAUCAAGGAAGUUUGACGAGGCACGAUCCCGAUUUUAUGCCGCCGAGGUCACGUCUGCCCUGAUGUUCCUGCACCGGCAUGGAGUCAUUUACAGAGACUUAAAGUUGGACAACAUAUUGUUGGAUGCAGAGGGUCACUGUAAGCUGGCAGACUUCGGGAUGUGCAAGGAGGGAAUCCUCAACGGAGUCACCACUACCACCUUCUGUGGAACACCAGAUUACAUCGCACCUGAGAUCCUUCAAGAGCUCGAUUAUGGCCCAUCAGUGGACUGGUGGGCUCUGGGAGUGCUGAUGUAUGAGAUGAUGGCAGGCCAGCCACCUUUUGAAGCAGAUAAUGAAGACGACCUGUUUGAGUCAAUCCUCCAUGAUGAUGUCCUCUACCCUGUCUGGCUUAGCAAAGAGGCUGUGUCCAUUCUCAAAGCGUUUAUGACUAAGAGUCCUAACAAGCGCCUGGGUUGCGUGGUGGCUCAGGGUUUGGAGGAGGCCAUUAAGCUCCAUCCAUUCUUCAGAGAGAUCGACUGGACGCUGCUGGAACAGAGGAAGAUCAGACCACCAUUCAAGCCACGCAUUAAAACCAAAAGGGACGUGAAUAACUUUGACCAGGACUUUACACGUGAAGAGCCCGUCCUGACACCGGUGGAGGACAGCAUCAUCAAGCAGAUCAACCAAGAUGAGUUCAAAGGAUUCUCCUACUUUGGAGAUGAGACUGUGGCCUAGAAUCACACACACUCUGACACACAUACACACACGGUUAACUACAUACAUUACGUACACACCACCACCACCACACAGCACCUAAAAAAAAAAAAAAAAAAAAAAAAAAAAUUCAAGCGAAGACACAGUAUUUAAAGAAACGUGGCCUCUGGAAUGAGAACUUUUCCAGAUUCUGACCUCUCCAGGAAUUAUACUAGACCACUUGUAUCUCUCAUUAGGGUUUCUGUGCUCUUGUUGUUUGUCCGUUUGUGCAUAUCCCAUCAAACUAUAUGCUCAAACUGCAUGUAAGUGCAGUUCAUGUACUGCAAGAAAUGCCCCAAUGCUCCUUUAGUCGGUCUGGAUGUAUUUCUGAUGCAAGCAACGUGGCAAACAAAACCAAACGCUGUGUUUUCAGAGGGGUGUUUUGAAGCAGUUACGGGGCAAGAUCACAGGCUGUUAGCGUACAUGCGUGUGAGAGAAAGGUAAUGUGUGUACAAGAGUGCAUGCAUGCAUAGUUACAUACCUCUAGAAAGAGUAAGACUGUCAUUUCUGUACACUGUGUGCUGUAUCGUGUGUCUACCUGUGUUUAAAUUUUUUUUUUCUUCCCUAAACAUGUAUGUGAAUGGAAAAAAAACAAACAUUGAAUUAAUGAUUGUAUUUAAAGAAAAAAAGGUCUUGAAAAGUACUUUACUCAUUAUGAAAAGAGAUGUCAAAAGGAGACGCCAGAAAUCCUUUUUUUUUCUGACGAAAUCAUGAUGAAAUUAGAAUUUUAGUCUCAAUUUUUGUCUGUGCUUUAUUUGAAAUUUAAGUAAAAACUGGCAAAUUCAAUGUUAACUUAAGAAGAUGCACCUCAAAAGCGACACUUUGGCCUUUUGAAUUUUACUUUAGUUUUAUCUCAGCAGUUCUUUUCUUAUUGUACAGAGAAGGUUGCGCUGUUUUUUCUUCUGUUAUUUUAGCUUGUUAGGACAUCAAUGUUCCCAUUCUUCAUCGUAAAAUGAAAUGGUACCAUUAGCCGCCAGCUAACAACCCUACAGUUGCUCACCACUGGGAGUGUCCAUUGUUUCAGUGAGGUAUGCUUACAGUGUUAACAAGCUGUUUUUCAUACAACUUGAUACUUGACAUCGUGGCACUGGUCCAAUGAAGCCAAAUAAUGAGCUGAAACCUAAAAUGUCAAGGGAGCCCUUUAAAAAUAAAUAAUUUAGUUCAAGAGCUUGUUACUGAAACUCUCGCUGCACCUUCUGGAGCGAAAUCUUUCUAGGUCAACUCCUUAAAUCCUAUCAUGAUUACUUGAUCCUUGAAAUGCUUUGUGUCUGUGUGUUUGUGUGUGUACAGUAACGGUGUACCUGGACCUACAGUUAACAUGACAAACCAACCCCCAAAUUUGUUAGCACGUGUGACUGAAUGCGUGAUAACUGAAUGUAUUUGCUCUGCGGUGUGCGUGUACAUACGUGGAGAGACCUCUUUGUCGUUGUCAUCGUGUUUUACUUUUUAUUUAAAGUCUUUUAUUUUUUUUUUGUCAUUGUCUUGUUUUUUACUGGAUUGUCUCACUCUUGCCGACAUGUUAGAAAUCUUUAGAUUUCAUGUUGAUGCAACAAGACUCACCCCAUUGGAAACUUCAAACCCUCCCCCACCUUCCCGUACAACCUCAACAUGGAGGUAAAAUAAGGUUAAAAAAAAAACCCAAAAAGGCCUCAGAGGAAAUUUGUGAGGUGCUGCUCCAUGUUUCAGGAUCAGGUUUAUGACUUAUAGUGAACUGAGGAGAAUCGUAACAUCUUCAAGACAAAUCCAUGUGCAAUACUCUUCAAGAGUUUUAUUUUUUUGUUUGUUUAUUGUUGUUUAUUUAGUUAUUUUCUCCAUUUCUAUCCUCUCCUCUCCUUCCUCUUCUUCUUUUUUCUUCUUGCCUCAUCCACAAACAUUUUCAGGUACAAAGUAGACAACAGGAUGUUUGAUUUUAGGCACAUAGAAGUGAGAAUUAUCUCUCGCUCUCACACACACACACACACACACACGCACGCACAGCUAACAUUUCAGUCAGUCAGAAAUGUUUCCUAAGUUCCUCUAAGAUACAAUCAUAUGCAAUGUCACGCAUUAGUGAGAACUUUUUGGACAAACACGAUGUUGACAAGUACAUUUAGAGUGAGAUGCAUUAAGUAGUGACAUUUCUAAGACACAUUUUGCAGUGCACAAGUGCACCAGUCUUGAAUAUGAACAUCGAAUGUGAAGAGCAGGUGCAAAUAGAACAGGUGAAAAAAGAAAAGCCUGUGGUUAUGUAUUCUUUUCUGUGCCUGAAUUGACCUUAAUUCUUUAUUGUUAUAUUAGUUAUAACAGACAAAGAGAGAAGUGAAGUGAAGUAUUUGACUAAUAAGCCAACUUAUUUUAAAAAAGGUCAUUAAAUGGAUGGUAACAGCUACAUAUAUUAAUCCCAAGUAAUUUCUUAAUACUUUCCCUAGAUAUUCAGAAUACUUAUAAUGUAGUACUGAUUAUAGGCCCAAAAAAAAAACAAAAAAAAACUCUUCAGCUGGUUCGCUUUCAGUUAAUUCUAACUGUAACCUGAUGUGCAAUAAUCAAUGAAUAAUGAGCCAACAUGUUCUCGGUUUUAAUGGAGCUGUUCUUUUACGGGAAAAAAAAACAAAACUUUUUCUCACUAUAAUUAGGACCAGAUUACAUUGUUCUUUCUCCCUAGGAAAUUAUCAGGAACUUACUGACCCAUAAAAUAAAGUUUUACCAAACAUGAGAAAAAAAAAUAUUCUCAGAGAGAGAAUAAAGAGAAAAAGAAAAAUAGAGCAUCAGGACAUGAAAACAAAUUAUGAUAAUUUUGCCAUAUCAGCAGCAUCUUCAGAACUUUGAGCCCUCCAGAGUAAGGCUUAAAGUCUAAAGACUGAGUGUGUUUUGAACCACUGCAAUACCAAUUCAGACAGGUUGUACAAUAUGUAAAUCUAAUCCUGAGCGUGCUAAGCUCAGGAUCAUUGAUGUUUACAUCUCAUAUCGUACAAGCCGUUGGCAUCAGAAACCGUUCUUAAUUGGCCGUGACGGACAGGGGUUUUAGUUGCUUGCCCGGAAACAAACAUAGAGUGGCUGUCACGCAAAGAGUGCAGGAGUAACCAGUUACACAGCUCUACAGGCUGAAUAUUAUGAGUGAUAUGUUCAAGAAAAAAAAAACACAAUGGCACAAACUGCUUCUCUGGUGCUAAACAACUAUAUAUGAAUGUAAAUUUGGUUGAUUUUUUUUUUUUUUUCAAACAAUAUCAGCAUGUACGUGACAGGCAGGAGCGUCAACAAACAAACACUUCCAGAGAAUAUUUCUAAUGAGUUACUCAUCUCAGCUCAGUCAGUCGGGAGCCUAAUGAGUUACCAUGUAACCUGCCACACAACCAAAAGUGUACAAACAGGCAGUGCUGUACAUGUAGCAGUAAAAAUACACGUUGUAGCAGCAUUAGUGGGAGUAGAUGGAUUCGACACAGUAGCACUUCAUCACUAAGUACACACACAUCAAUACAUGAAUGCUAGUGCAAGUUUAUGAUGUCCAUCUCCUCUCUUCUCUUCUCUCCUGAUAUGUCUCCCGUUACAUCUUUGUUUAGUCUUAAUUUAAAAAUGUCAAACAAACUACGACCCAAAAAGGAUGUUCUCUCCCAGAAGUCCCCUGUGCUAAAUGCCAAAUGCUAUUUCCAAAUUUCCCACUGACAAUCCCUUUAGUUUAAUGUUUGUUACAGAGGAAAAAGAAAAUAUACUCCAUGUAGGAAGCUCAUUUUUAUUGUUUUUCACACCGCCGAUGAAUGGAUGGGGUCGGAGUUAAAUCCAACACACAAUGGCAUGUGCUUGAUUUCAAACAAUGGAGACAGUAUUAUGAUUUUACUGACAGUAUCAAACAUUUAUUAUCCUUGGGUCAUAUGCAGAAUGUUACUGUAUGUACAUUGUGUUUUUCUUUUCUUUUCUUUUUUUUUUUUGCAGUCCCUGUAUUUGUGAAGCUUUGUAUGUACAUUUUGUCAUCUGAACUGUGGUUUUGUUCCUUUAUGAAUUAUUUCCAUGCCUUUCACGUGUUUAUAUUAUGUUUUUUUUUUCUUUUGCGCUGCGUGCCAAAUGUACUGUAUUUUAAAAGGAUGUGAAGGUGUAUUUUAAUUUUUGAAAUGGAUUAAAUAUCAUGAUGAAGAAA
Molecule: messenger RNA, 7431 nt
Organism: Lates calcarifer (barramundi perch)
Lineage: Eukaryota; Metazoa; Chordata; Actinopteri; Centropomidae
Product: protein kinase C epsilon type-like
Biological process (GO): protein phosphorylation
Molecular function (GO): ATP binding; diacylglycerol-dependent serine/threonine kinase activity
Source: RefSeq, a predicted model, not a curated record